Messenger RNA from Microdochium trichocladiopsis, 5073 nucleotides. RefSeq names its product C2 domain-containing protein. The record is from RefSeq and is a predicted model, not a curated record. Gene Ontology annotation, molecular function: lipid binding. Lineage: Eukaryota; Fungi; Ascomycota; Sordariomycetes; Xylariales; Microdochiaceae. The transcript has 3 exons. Bases 260 to 4774 code for a protein of 1504 amino acids.
CGCAAACCGGCCCAUUCACCCUCUCCUUUGUCCACGUGUGCUUUUGUCCCCAAUCACCUACUCAUCACGACCUCGCCAUUGUUCUUGUCGUGCUCGUAGUUGGUGCAUUGCCUGCUCGCGGAGCUCUACUUCUCUGUGCCACGUCCCAAUUGCACCGCAGCAGUUGGGCUAGAGAGAGCUGGUUGGUGACCGACCACCAGAAGCCCUGCGUGGCUGCACCACCAAUCGCAUCGAAAACCCGCGCUACACACAACCAGCCAUGGCGUCCGAAAAGCAGAUCCACGAGCUCAAGCAGCAGGGCGCCAUCGAGGCAGCCAUGGACCCCAACUCGAGCGUCACGGCCGACGACGCCCAGCGCAAACUUGUCGAGGACAGCCAGAGUGCCGGCGUCGCUGCCUUCACCUUCGACCCUGAUGCCAGCCCGGAAGAGAAACGGGCGCAGGCCAGAGCUGCUAUCCCAGAAGACAUACGCGGCACCCGAAAACGUCAAGGCGUGGCUGUUGUCACUGAUCAAGAUGGUGGCCCCAAGGUUGACUACGACUUGCCGGAGCCAACCAAGGCCGGUGCCUUCGUGGCUCCCAAGGACGAGGACGGCAAUAUCAUCAAGGACGGUGACGCUGCACAGGAGGAAGAGGACCUGGCAGCCAAGGUGGGCUGGUCACCACGCUUCGGCUGGCCCGAAGAUAGCGUCCUCGCCGGAGAGAGCAUGCUCGACCACACCACCUGGCUCGAGUCCAAGGUGCCUGAUCACCUGUACGGGGACUGGUACCACAACGCCGGCAUCAUCGUGGUCGCCUGCAUUCUCUCGUGGCUCAUUGCCGUUCUCGGAGGCGGCCUGGGUUGGAUCAUGAUCAUCAUGGCUGGUUGCUCGACCUACUACCGGACCUCGAUCAGGCGAGUGCGUCGCAACUUCCGUGACGAUGUCGUGCGGGAGAUGGCACUCAAGAAGCUCGACACCGACCACGAGUCACUCGAGUGGAUCAACAUCUUCAUGCUCAAGUUCUGGCCCAUCUACCAGCCUGUACUCGCCCAGACCAUCAUCAACUCGGUCGACCAGGUUCUGAGCACCGCGACGCCUGCAUUCCUCGACAGCCUCAAGCUCAAGACUUUUACGCUCGGCUCAAAGCCGCCGAGGAUGGAACACGUCAAGUCGUACCCUAAAGCCGAGGACGACACGGUCGUGAUGGACUGGAAGUUUAGCUUCACGCCAAACGACACGGCCGACAUGACCAAGCGCCAGAUUGCAAACAGGAUCAACCCAAAGGUUGUCCUGGAGAUUCGUAUUGGCAAGGCCAUGAUCAGCAAGGGUCUGGAUGUUAUUGUCGAGGAUUUUGCCUUCUCUGGCAUCAUGCGCCUCAAGGUGAAGCUUCAGUUCCCCUUCCCUCAUAUCGAGAGGGUAGAGAUGUGCUUCCUCGAACGCCCCACUAUCGACUACGUCUGCAAGCCGCUCGGAGGCGACACGUUUGGUUUCGACAUCAACUUCAUCCCGGGCCUCGAGAAGUUCAUCCAGGAGCAAAUUCAUGGCAACCUGGCUCCAAUGAUGUAUGCGCCGCACGUCUUUCCGAUCGAGGUCGCCAAGAUGCUUGCUGGUUCCCCUGUCGACCAGGCGAUCGGUGUCGUUGCGAUCACUUUGCACGGCGCACAAGGUCUCAAGAACCCGGAUCACUUGGCUGGCAGCGUGGACCCGUAUGCGGUAGUCACGCUUAACAAGCGCAGCCCCCUGGCGCAGACCAAGACCAUUAAGGAUAACCACGACCCUCGGUGGAACGAGACACACUAUGUCAUCAUCAGCUCCUUCAACGACUCGUUGGACGUCAUUCUGUACGACUUUAACGAGUUCAGGAAGGACAAGGAGCUGGGUGUCGCAUCCUUCCCACUGGAACGCCUGGAGGAUAUCGACGCGCACGAGAGCCAGCGUAUCGAAGUCACGGCGAAUGGCAAAGCACGCGGCGUUCUCUCGUGCGACGUUCGAUUCUUCCCCGUUAUUGAAGACAAGAAACUGCCAGACGGCAAGUUGGAACCGGCUCCGGAGAUGAACACUGGUAUCUUGCGCUAUACAGUGGAGCAGGCAAAGGAUUUGGACGGCACCAAGAGCUUGGUCGGUCAGCUCAACCCCUAUGCCUCCCUUUUACUCAACGGCAAGGAAGUUCACAGCACCAAGAAGCUCAAGCGCACAAACAACCCUAUCUGGGACAACGGCUCAAAGGAGAUCCUCAUCACAGACAAGAAACAUGCCAAGCUCGGUCUCGCCAUCAAGGACGACCGCGAUAUUGCUGGUGAUCAGAUCGUGGGAACAUACCAGAUCAAGCUUGACGACAUGCUCGAGAUGAUGGAGAGAGGCCAAGAGUGGUACAACUUGAGUGGUGUCAAGACGGGCCGCGCGAAGAUUACGGCACAGUGGAAGCCCGUCGCCAUUUCUGGUGCACUGGCUAAUACGGGCGGCUAUCAGACCCCAAUCGGUGUCAUGAGGCUUCACUUCAAAAGCGCUCGCGACCUUCGCAACUUUGAGACCAUGGGCAAGUCCGAUCCUUAUGUCCGCGUGUUGCUGUCCGGGAUCGAGAAAGCGCGCACUGUUACACACCGGAACACUCUGGAGCCCGUGUGGGAUGAGGUCCUCUACGUACCCAUGCACUCGGCACGUGAUAGACUGACGUUGGAUGUCAUGGAUGCUGAGAAGAUGGGCAAGGACCGCAGUCUGGGACUGGUUGAGAUAUUUGCUGGUGAUUACAUCUCCCAGGGCGAGGAUGGCGGGUACCUGGUUAAGGAGAACAAACAGCUCCGUGACGAGGGCCUGCGCCUGCACGGAAAGGGAGUCGCCAAGGGUGUUCUUUCGUACUCGGUGUCCUUCUAUCCAUGCUUGAACAUUGCCGAUAUCGAGGACGAGGAGAAGAAGGCUGAGGAGGAAGCGGCAGAGCCUGCCGCAGAGCCUGCUGCAGAGCCUGCUCGUGCAUCGCUGGAUGCUCCUAGGUCAGCGGAAGCUGGCAAGUUCUCGUCCAGUCUCAGCAGGACUGAUAGCAAAAUGGAGGCAAGGUCGCCCACGCUUUCUUCCCAUCCUUCGGAGCUCGCCACACCGACAUCGCCGACGUUCGGACGCAAGUCGCGAGAUUCGGUCAGAGAACCGCCAAAGAUCCAUCUCUCGCCCGAGGAGCUGCUCAGGCACGAAUCCGGCUUUCUCAUCUUCCACUUGCUCGAGGCUGAGCUGCCGAAGAGCGGGACACACUUGGAGAUUUUCGUUGACGACAUGAUGUACCCAUCCUACAUCUCCGGCAGCGCGAAGACUCGCAACUUCAAGUUUGACGAGCUCGGCGAUUGCUUCAUCCGGGAAUUGGACUUCUCCAAGCUGACGCUCAAGAUCAGGGAGAAGCGUGAGAAGCCUGGCGAGGAGAGAGACGAGGACCACACGGUGGCACGCUUAGCUGGCAACACAGCCGAAGUCCUUAAGCAAUGCUUGAACAACCCGACUGUUCUCAAGCUGAAGGGUGAAGACGGCCGGCCAUGCAGUAUCAAGGUCAGCCUCAAGUACAUCCCCGUAGAGAUGCAGCUGGAUCCAAGCGAAAGCAUCAACAAUAUGGGCAAUCUGCGUGUGGAUGUCCUCAGCGCAGCCGAUCUCCCUGCCGCAGACCGCAAUGGCAAGAGUGAUCCGUAUGCCAAGUUUGAGUAUAAUGGCGAGGAAGUCUUCAAGACCAAGACCAUCAAGAAGACUCUCAGCCCUGAGUGGAACGAGUUCUUCGAGGUACCGAUUCUUUCGAGAACAGCAGCGAACUUCCAGGUCAAGGUGUAUGAUUACGAUUUUGCGGACAAGCCCGACUUCCUCGGUGGAGCUGGCCUCAAUCUUGAGAGUCUUGAUCCGUUCAAGGCGAAAGAAGUCAAACUCCUCCUCGAUGGCAAAUCUGGUACGAUCAAGCUGCGGCUCCUGUUCCGCCCUGAUUACAUCACUCGCCAGCGCAUGGGUACUGGCACCUUCUCUGGCACUUUUGCUGUGCCUGGGCGAAUUGUCACCGGCGUUGUAGGAGCACCCAUCAAAGGUGUGGGAGCAGUCGGCCAUGGCGUUGGCAAGGGCGCCAGCUUCAUCAAGCGUGGUUUCACAGGCCGCUCGAAAGACAAGGAGACCAACGGCGCCUUGACACCACCUGGCAGCUCAUCAGCAGAUAUCCCAACCAUCAUCACGAAUGGGCCCGACGCGUCUCCACCAUCUGCUCCUGGUGGGAUGCUGAAGCGAUCAACUGGCCUGGCCGACACCAAUGGAUCGCCUGUCAGUGCACCUGCGACCAAUGGCAAGGCGCAUCACCGGUCUCCCAGUCUCGGCGCGUCGUCUAUUCACAGCCUGGCGCCCGGUGGUCCUGGGUCUGGAGUUGCGACAUUCACCGUGGUAUCCACGUCUGACUACCCGCCUUCUUCUGAUGUAUAUGUGCUCAUCAGACAGUUGGCACCCAAGGAGAAGGUGAUUGGCAAGACCAAGCACCACGAGUCCCCAAGUGGUGUUGUCACAUUUGACGAGACUUUUACGCACAACUGCACCCCCGACACGCAGUUCCGCAUCGAUGUCAAGGCACACCACACUUUCGGCAGCGAUGAUGACCUUGGCCACUCGCUUUUCUUCGUCGACGAGACGGGCUCGGGCGACAAGACGAUCAAGGUGGGCAGCGGUACCGUGGCCCUGCGCAGCAGCUUUGCCGAGACCCAACAGGAGUCACCACGCAACAGCAUGCGCAGGAGCUUCUUGAGUAAGAGAGAGGCGCGGCCCAGCGCUAGCAGAGACGGCACGCCCGCUUGAAGAGUGUUCAGCGGGGGGUGGCGAGUUGGUUUGGCACGAUCGAGGUUCGCAUGCAGACCUACCUGAGGGAUAGAGGGAGUCUUCUUGGUUGAUGGCGCAGGGACGGCUCGAGCGACCAAGUUUUCUCAUUUCUUUGUGUGUUAAGUCUUGAAGCACACGGUAUUUCAUAAUAUUUUUUUUCUUGGUUUUCGGUCUGCGAGAAGAUGGAGUCCUAUGUGGUAGAAAAGGGUCGAAUUGCGGGCGUGGAACAGGCAGGGAUUGAGCGAGUUGCAAAAGAACAAAAUUUCACCCUAUUCGCC